Pan troglodytes (chimpanzee) is the source of this 5483-nucleotide messenger RNA. RefSeq names its product solute carrier family 25 member 16 (gene SLC25A16). Lineage: Eukaryota; Metazoa; Chordata; Mammalia; Primates; Hominidae. Gene Ontology annotation, cellular component: mitochondrial inner membrane. Gene Ontology annotation, biological process: transmembrane transport. The record is from RefSeq and is marked validated.
GUACGCCAUCAGCCGGCGCCGCGCCGCCGGGUGUUACUUUGCCCCGCCGGCGGGGCGGUCAGCCUCCUGUCACCGCCUGUUCCGGCUAUGGUCCCGUCCGGUGUUCUGUAAGUUGGCAACCUAGGCUCCUGACGCGACCCUGGUCCUGAUGGCGGCGGCGACGGCCGCGGCAGCCCUGGCGACGGCCGAUCCCCCUCCCGCAAUGCCGCAGGCGGCAGGGGCCGGAGGGCCCACAACCCGCAGAGACUUCUACUGGCUGCGCUCCUUUCUGGCCGGAGGUAUUGCUGGAUGCUGUGCCAAAACAACAGUUGCUCCAUUGGAUCGAGUAAAGGUUUUAUUACAAGCUCACAAUCACCAUUACAAGCAUUUAGGAGUAUUUUCUGCAUUGCGUGCUGUUCCUCAAAAAGAAGGAUUCCUUGGAUUGUAUAAAGGAAAUGGUGCAAUGAUGAUUCGAAUCUUUCCCUAUGGUGCAAUCCAGUUUAUGGCAUUUGAGCAUUAUAAAACGUUAAUUACUACGAAGCUGGGAAUUUCGGGUCAUGUGCACAGAUUAAUGGCUGGAUCCAUGGCAGGUAUGACAGCAGUUAUCUGUACUUACCCUCUUGACAUGGUUAGGGUCCGCCUAGCAUUCCAGGUGAAAGGGGAACACACCUAUACAGGAAUUAUUCAUGCAUUCAAAACAAUUUAUGCAAAGGAAGGUGGUUUCUUUGGAUUUUACAGAGGUCUGAUGCCUACUAUUUUAGGAAUGGCUCCAUAUGCAGGUGUUUCAUUUUUUACUUUUGGUACCUUGAAGAGUGUUGGGCUUUCCCAUGCUCCUACCCUUCUUGGCAGACCUUCAUCAGACAAUCCUAAUGUCUUAGUUUUGAAAACUCACGUAAACUUACUUUGUGGUGGUGUUGCUGGAGCAAUAGCGCAGACAAUAUCCUACCCAUUUGAUGUGACUCGUCGGCGAAUGCAAUUAGGAACUGUUCUGCCGGAAUUUGAAAAGUGCCUUACCAUGCGGGAUACUAUGAAGUAUGUCUAUGGACACCAUGGAAUUCGAAAAGGACUCUAUCGUGGUUUAUCUCUUAAUUACAUUCGCUGUAUUCCCUCUCAAGCAGUGGCUUUUACAACAUACGAACUUAUGAAGCAGUUUUUUCACCUCAACUAAAAAAAAAUUAUGGUUGGUUUUUCUUAAUACAUUCUCAGAGGGAGAAAUGAAACAUUACUAUAAUUGUGGGGGGAACAUUACUUGAAUGGGGAUAUUUACCCUGUCACAAGAGCCACUGGUAUUUUAGUACUUGAUUAUUUUUUCUUUAGUCACAAAUCAGAAGUGCUUACCAUACUUUUUGAUGCCAAACAUUAUACCUUAGAACAUGGAAGAAAAUAUUCCUAAGCUGAUGCUGGCUAAACCGCUUUAAAGUUUUAUUUGGAAGUAGAACUAGCUUUAAAACGGGGUUCAAGAGGUUGCCAUUAGCUUUGUCAUGCUCUUCAAAGUUUUUAAUUGUUAUCAUGGUUUUUAAAAGACUGACAGUGUUUAUUAUUAUUAAAAUAAACAGGGUUGGUUAUAUUGCAAUAGAAUAAUGAGAAUUGAAUUUUUAAGUUCUAUGAAACAGCCAGCAUUGACAUUUUAUUUUUGUUAUCUCUCUUCUCACAAUUAUGCUCCACUGGAUAAUAGGAAAAACACUUCUUUCCUUCAUUUUUUAAAUAAAAUUAAUGUUGUAUUUAAAAAGUAGCCAUGUAGAGACACAAAAAUAAAUGAAGAAGCUGGACAUGGUGGGAUAGGCAUGUGGUCCCAGCUACUCUGGAAGCUGAGGUGAGAGGAUCACUUGAGCCCUGGAAUUCCGUGCCAGCCUAUGCAACAUCAUGAAACCCCGCUUAAUAAAUGAAUGAGUGACUAAGUCUUGCUCAAAUGUUAUUAUGAGGUACUAUGAGUGACUUACAUGUGUUUUAAAAUGUCAGUGUGUUUCCUAGAGGCAGAAAUAAAAAUACUGAAUAUCUUUGCUCUUAAAAAAAAAAGUAGCACUAUAGAUUUGUUUUUGUUAGAUGAUUUGUUCUAUACUAGAAUAUUUAAGUAGACUGUGAAAUAUUAAUAUAGAUGUGAAUAUCAAAAAAUGUUUCUAAGGUAUUAUGAUGCAUCAACUAGUUCUUCCAUGUAAAAUAAUUUUAGUGCAAUAUGAAGACGUAGAAAUGUAAAAUAUGAUUUGAAUUGUUAUCCUUUAUAUUAAGAAAAUGUUUUAAAAUGUAAGAAUUCCAUUUAUUCUGUUUAGAGUACUUUUUAUGAUUUAUUAUAAGCAUGUCAGAAAUGGGAAGGGAAUAUUUAAAGUUCUGUGUUCAGAAAGAGUAAUUUGUAGAACUGAUGUGACUUUUUUUUUUUUUUUUUGAGAUGGAGUCUCGCUCUAUCACCCAGGCUGGAGUGCAGUGGCGCGAUCUCAGCUCACUGCAACCUCUGCCUCCCGGGUUCAAGUGAUUCUCCUGCCUCAGUCUCCCAAGUAGCUGGGACUACAGGUGCCCACCACCAAAAAUUCGCCUGGCUAAUUUUUGUAUUUUUAGUAGAGACGGGAUUUCACCGUGUUAGCCAGGAUGGCCUCGAUCUCCUGACCUCAUGAUCUGCCCACCUUGGUCUCCCAAAGUGCUGAGAUUACUGGCGUGAGCCACGGCGCCCGGCCCUUUGAUGUGACUUUAAAGACAUUAGAAGGCCGGGUGUGGUGGCUCACGCCUUUAUUCCCAGCACUUUGGGAGGCCGAGUUGGGUGGAUCACCUGAAGUCAGGAGUUUAAGAUCAGCAUGGUGAAACCCCACCUCUACUAAAAAUACAAAAAGUAGCAGGUGUGGUGGCUCGUGCCUGUAGUCCCAGUUACUCGCGAGGCUGAGACAUGAGAAUUGCUUGAGCUCAGGAAGCGGAGGUUGCAGUGAGCUGAGAUCACACCACUGCACUCCAGCCUGGGUGACAGAAUGAGCCUCCAUCUCAAAAAAAAGGAGACAUUAGAAAACUAAGUUGAGGCCAGGCGUGGUGGCUCUUGCCUGUAACCCUAGCACUUUGGGAGGCUGAGGUGGGAGGAUAUCUUGACCCCAGGAGUUCGAGACCAGCCUGGGCAACAUAGUGAGACCCCGUUUCUUUCAAACAAAAGAAGGAAAACUAAAUUGAAAGUGUUAUUUUUGCUUCAAUUUUUAUUUCUUUACAUAAAAGGUUUCUUGUCAUACCUUGGUAAAAAUUUGAUGAGCUGGUUUCAUUUUGAAAGCCUUUAUUUUAAAAAUAAGUAUGUAUCUUUGUAUGAUUUAUAAGUGUACCAGUAGGUAGAAAUACAUGUGUUCUUGGCCAGAUGUGGUGGCUCACGCCUGUAAUCCCAGCAUUUUGGGAGGCUAAGGCGAGUGGAUCACCUGAGGUCAGGAGUUCGAGACCAGACUGGCCAACGUGGAGAAACCCUGUCUCUACUAAAAAUACAAAAAUCAGCCGGGCAUGGUGGCAGGCGCCUGUAAUCCCAGCUACUUGGGAGGCUAAGGCAGGGAGAAUUGCUUGAACCCAGGAGGCACAGGUUGCAGUGAGCCAAGAUUGUGCCAUUGCACUCCAGCCUGGGUGGCUGUAUAAAAGCCUGUAUAAAAAUUUCUUUAAUACAGAGUGAGACUGUAUAAAAGAAAAAAAAAAGGCUGUACAAAAAUUUCUUUUAUACAGAGUGAGACUGUAUAAAAGAAAAAAAAAAAGAAAUACAUGUGUUCUUAAAACCAUUUGUAUAUUUUCAUUUCUAGACCACAUUGUAGCUAAUUAUUGUUAUUAAAUGUUAAGAUAAUUUAAGUAUAUAAAAUAAGUAUUGAGCCGGGCAUGGUGGCUCACCCCUGUAAUCUCAGCACUUUGGGAGGCUGAGGCGGGGGGAUCACGAGGUCAGGAGAUCGAGACCAUUGUGGCUAACACGGUGAAAACCCAUCUCUACUAAAAAUACAAAAAAUUAGCUGGGCGUGGUGGCACGCACCUGUAGUCCCAGUUACUCGGGAGGCUGAGACAGGAGAAUCACUUGAACCUGGGAGGCGGAGCUUGCAGUGAGCCGAGAUUGUGCCACUGCAUUCCAACCUGGGCGACAGAGCAAGACUCCAUCUCAAAAAAAAAAAAAAAAAAAAAAAAGAUACCUCAGUUAUGUUAUCAGUAAAAGGGGAUUGCAAAUAUCUUUUAAAUAAAAAUUUGCAUUCUAUAUGUUAUAGAAUACAGAGGAUAUUAAAAAUAAAUUUUAUCCAUGUUUUGACAAUUUCUUUCUUUUAACUGUUUACAUAUUGAAGCACAAAUGCUAAACAUAAGUCAGAAUGGAAGAAUAUUUAAAAUAAUGACUGUGUUUAUAUCUGAUUUAUUUCAGAUUACCCAAAGUGCAUCUUGCCAGGUUAUCUUCCAUUUGAAGACUGACAUUUUAUUUCUUUUUUGAUCUUUAUUGUUCCUCUCUUCCACCUCUCAGUGGGUAUAGCUCUCUGGUCUGUAGAAUGGGACAGUGGUCUGGUUUCCAGAUUGAUAAGUGAGGUAUACCUCCUAGUUUUCAAUAAUUACCUGUAGAAGGUGGAGAAGUUACUGGAUAUGUUUAAUAAUAUCUCAUUACAUUCUUUUUUUUUUUUUUUUUUUUUUUUUUUAAUGAGAGUCUUAACUCUGUCACCCAAGCUGGAGUGCAGUGGUGCAAUCUCGGCUCACUGCAAUCUCCACCUCUGGGUUCAAGCGAUUUUCCCGAGUCAUCUUUCCAAGUAAUUGGGAUUACAGCUAUGUGCUACCAUGCCCAGCUGAGUUUUGUAUUUUUCUUUCUUUUCUUUCUUUUUUUUUUUUUUUGAGACAGAGCCUCACUCUGUUGCCCAGGCUGGAGUGCCCAGGCUGGAGUGCAGUGGUGUGAUCUCAGCUCACUGCAACCUCCACCUCCUGGGUUCUAGCGAUUCUCCUGCUUCAGCCUCCUGAGUAGCUGGGAUUACAAGCACCCGCCACCAUGCCCAGCUAAUUUUUGUGUAUUUAGUAGAGCUGGGUUUUGCCCUGUUGGCCAGGCUGGUCUUGAAUACCUGACCUCAAGUGAUCUGCCCCCGCCCGACUUCCCAAAAUGCUGGGACUACUGGCAUGAGCCAGUGCUCCUGUCCUCAUUCCAUUCUUCACCAUGGUACUGUCCAUCCAUUUAUUCAGCACCAAUUGUGUGCCAGACCUUGUGUCAGCAUUAUGGAGGACUUCCCUUGGGAGACUUGUUAGCUGUACUUGCAAUCUGAUUUGGGUUCCCAAAUCAGCAUAUAACACCAGGUAUUUCUCUAAUAGAGUAUGUGCCACACUUUAUGCUAACUGCCUGUUUAUCAGUGUCCCCACAUCCCAAUAUCUGGUUCCUUCAAGGGCAGGGAGCACAGGGUAUGGCGUCAGAGUGGUACUCAGUGAUGUUUACUGGUGGGUAGAAGGAAGGGUUAGUCCCUGUUUUUGAAGACUUUAUGUUCUAGCAGGGAGAAAUGAAGCACAAAUAGUUCAAGAAAUAAACAAUUUAGAAAUAAAGUCAUUUGGUUUGCUUCGCA